GAAACACGCGGUUUCACUAGUGUGUUUACACCGAUCACUACUAAUCCGGACCGAACCGAUCCGGAUUAAGGGGCCGGAGGCGGGUCCCGGGCACCAGCGGUUCUGACCCCCCCCCGCCCUCCGCGCCGCACCCGAGUGGCCCCCAGCCGAGCGGGCCCCCACCUCCCGGCCCGGCCUGGGCCCUCCUGCGCCUCCCUUGGCCUUUGUCCGGCGCCAGGAGGCCGGUCCCGCGCCCCCCGCGGCCGCCCGGGCCCGGGCCCGCGUCAGGCGCCUGGCUCUGUACGCGAGCCCGGGGAUCUGCGGCCUCCGCGGCCCCCCUCCCCCGCCCGCCCUCUCGUGGAGCCCGGCGCCGGCGGCGGCUGCCCGGGCGGGGGGUUGCGGCGCUCAGGAGAGGCCCCGGCUCCGCCCCGGGCCUGCCCAGGGGGAGAGCAGAGCGGUCCGCGGCCGGGUCGGGUCGGGGCCCCUCCCAGGAGGAGCGUGGAGCGGCGGCGGCGGCAGUAGAAAUGAUGGAAGAAUUGCAUAGCCUGGACCCUCGAAGGCAGGAAUUAUUAGAGGCCAGGUUUACAGGAGUUGGUGUUAGUAAGGGGCCACUCAAUAGUGAGUCUUCCAACCAGAGCUUGUGCAGCGUGGGGUCCUUGAGUGAUAAAGAAGUAGAGACUCCUGAGAAAAAACAGAAUGACCAGCGAAACCGGAAAAGAAAAGCUGAACCAUAUGAAACUAGCCAAGGGAAAGGCACUCCUAGGGGACAUAAAAUUAGUGAUUACUUUGAGUUUGCUGGGGGAAGCGGGCCAGGAACCAGCCCUGGCAGAAGUGUUCCACCAGUUGCACGAUCCUCACCGCAACAUUCCUUAUCCAAUCCCUUACCGCGGCGAGUAGAGCAGCCUCUCUACGGCUUAGAUGGCAGUGCUGCGAAGGAAGUGUCGGAAGAGCAGUCCGCUCUGCCCACCCUGAUGUCAGUGAUGCUGGCAAAGCCUCGGCUUGACACGGAGCAGCUGGCACAGAGGGGAGCUGGCCUCUGCUUCACUUUCGUUUCAGCUCAGCAAAAUAGUCCCUCCUCUACAGGAUCUGGCAACACAGAGCAUUCCGGCAGCUCCCAAAAACAGAUCUCCAUCCAGCACAGACAGACCCAGUCUGACCUCACAAUAGAAAAAAUAUCUGCACUAGAAAACAGUAAGAAUUCUGACUUAGAAAAGAAGGAGGGAAGAAUAGAUGAUUUGUUAAGAGCCAAUUGUGAUUUGAGGCGACAAAUUGACGAACAGCAAAAGAUGCUAGAGAAGUAUAAAGAACGAUUAAAUCGAUGUGUGACGAUGAGCAAGAAACUCCUUAUAGAAAAGUCAAAACAAGAGAAGAUGGCGUGUAGAGAUAAAAGCAUGCAAGACCGCUUGAGAUUGGGACACUUUACCACCGUUCGACAUGGGGCCUCUUUUACUGAACAAUGGACAGAUGGUUACGCUUUCCAGAACCUUAUCAAGCAACAGGAAAGGAUAAAUUCACAAAGGGAAGAGAUAGAAAGACAACGGAAAAUGUUAGCAAAGCGGAAACCUCCUGCCAUGGGACAGGCCCCUCCAGCAACCAACGAGCAGAAACAGAGGAAAAGCAAGACCAACGGAGCUGAAAAUGAAACGUUAACAUUAGCAGAAUACCAUGAACAAGAAGAAAUCUUCAAACUCAGAUUAGGUCAUCUUAAAAAGGAAGAAGCAGAGAUCCAGGCAGAGCUGGAAAGGCUAGAAAGGGUUAGAAAUCUACAUAUCAGGGAACUAAAAAGGAUACAUAAUGAAGAUAAUUCACAAUUUAAAGAUCAUCCAACGCUAAAUGACAGAUACUUGUUGUUACAUCUUUUGGGUAGAGGAGGUUUCAGUGAAGUUUACAAGGCAUUUGAUCUAACAGAACAAAGAUAUGUAGCUGUGAAAAUUCACCAGUUAAAUAAAAACUGGAGAGAUGAGAAAAAGGAGAAUUACCACAAGCAUGCAUGUAGGGAAUACCGGAUUCACAAAGAACUGGAUCAUCCCAGGAUAGUUAAGCUGUAUGAUUACUUUUCACUGGACACUGACUCGUUUUGUACAGUAUUAGAGUACUGUGAGGGCAAUGACCUGGACUUCUACCUGAAACAGCACAAAUUAAUGUCGGAGAAAGAGGCGCGAUCCAUUAUUAUGCAGAUUGUGAAUGCUUUAAAGUACUUAAAUGAAAUAAAACCUCCCAUCAUACACUAUGACCUCAAACCAGGUAAUAUUCUUUUAGUAAAUGGUACAGCAUGUGGAGAGAUAAAAAUCACAGAUUUUGGUCUUUCCAAGAUCAUGGAUGAUGAUAGCUACAAUUCCGUGGACGGCAUGGAGCUAACGUCACAGGGUGCUGGUACUUACUGGUAUUUACCACCAGAGUGUUUUGUGGUUGGGAAAGAGCCACCAAAGAUCUCAAAUAAAGUUGACGUCUGGUCAGUGGGUGUGAUCUUCUACCAGUGUCUUUAUGGAAGGAAGCCUUUUGGCCACAACCAGUCCCAGCAAGAUAUUCUACAAGAAAAUACUAUUCUUAAAGCUACUGAAGUGCAGUUCCCGCCAAAGCCAGUAGUAACACCAGAAGCAAAGGCGUUUAUUCGACGAUGCUUAGCCUAUCGAAAAGAGGACCGCAUCGAUGUCCAGCAGCUGGCCUGUGACCCCUACUUGCUGCCUCACAUCCGAAAGUCGGUCUCCACAAGUAGCCCCGCUGGAGCUGCUAUCGCAUCGACCUCGGGGGCGUCCAAUAACAGUUCUUCGAAUUGAGACCCACUCCUAGGCCGCGAACUGUUCAGCACACACCAAGUGGACAAGUGGCAUUCAGCAGCGGGUUUGGGACAUAGCGAAUCCGAAUGGAUCUCAUGAAACCUGUACCAGGUGCUUUUAUUUUCUUGCUUUUUUCCCAUCCAUAGAGCAUGACAGCAUCGAUUCUCAUUGAGGAGAAACCUUGGGCAGCUCUGGCCAGGCCUUGUAGGAAAAGGCCCUGCCCGAGGUUCCGGCGUCAACGGCCACUGCGUGUGGCUGCUCUGAGUGAGGAAAAAAUUAAAAAGAAAAACUGGUUCCAUGUACUGUGAACUUGAAAACAUGCAGACUCAGGGGGGUCCCUGAUGCAGUGCUUCAGAUGAAGAAUGUGGACUUGAAAAUACAGACUGGGCUAGUCCAGUGUCUAUAUUUAAACUUGUUCUUUUCUUUUAAUAAAGUUUAGGUAACAUCUCCUGAAAAGCUUGUAGCACAAAGGCUCAGCUGGGGAUGGUGUUUGACUUCGGAGGAAAAAAGUUGCUAUUGCCCGUUAAAGGCACUAGAGUUAGUGUUUUAUCCCUAAAUAAUUUCAAUUUUUAAAAACAUGCAGCUUCCCUCCCCCCUUUUUUAUUUUUGAAAGAAUACAUUUGGUCAUAAAGUGAAACCCGUAUUAGCAAGUACGUGGCAACGUUCAUUCCAGUCAGAUGCAGCUUUCUCCUCCGUCUGGUCUCCUGUGUGCAGGCGCUUCCUUCGUCUCAGGAGGGAAAGCGUCGAGUGGGAGGACUGAGGUGUGUGGGGCUUUGCCGUCGGACAAAGAACGAGGUUAGAAGCCCGCAGCUUGGAGUCUCUAGGUUUUCAACUCUUUCUUCACAAUUUGAACACUUGACGGUUGUCCCUUUUAAUUUAUUUGAAGUGCUAUUUUUUUAAAUAAAGGUUCAUCUGUCCAUGCA
Molecule: messenger RNA, 3679 nt
Organism: Mustela lutreola (European mink)
Lineage: Eukaryota; Metazoa; Chordata; Mammalia; Carnivora; Mustelidae
Gene: TLK2
Product: tousled like kinase 2
Exons: 22
Coding region: 504-2756 (750 amino acids)
Biological process (GO): peptidyl-serine phosphorylation; chromosome segregation; intracellular signal transduction
Cellular component (GO): nucleus
Molecular function (GO): protein serine/threonine kinase activity; ATP binding
Source: RefSeq, a predicted model, not a curated record